AUCUACCACGAUGCCUGGGUCUCUUCCAGUGAAUGCUGAAUGCUGUUGGCCCAAAGAUGUGGGAAUUGUUGCCCUGGAAAUAUAUUUUCCCUCGCAGUACGUUGACCAGACGGAGCUGGAGAAGUAUGAUGGUGUGGAUGCUGGAAAGUACACCAUUGGGCUAGGCCAGUCAAAGAUGGGGUUCUGCUCUGACCGGGAGGAUAUCAAUUCUCUCUGCUUGACUGUGGUUCAGAAGCUCAUGGAGAGGAACAGCCUUUCCUAUGAUUGCAUUGGGAGAUUAGAAGUUGGAACGGAGACGAUAAUUGAUAAAUCAAAAUCCGUAAAGACUGUCCUGAUGCAGCUUUUUGAAGAAUCUGGUAAUACAGAUGUAGAAGGGAUCGACACCACCAAUGCCUGCUACGGAGGCACCGCUGCUCUUUUUAAUGCUGUUAAUUGGAUUGAGUCCAGUUCUUGGGAUGGACGCUAUGCACUGGUUGUUGCUGGAGACAUAGCUGUGUAUGCCACGGGAAAUGCCAGGCCAACAGGUGGAGCUGGUGCUGUCGCUAUGCUGGUUGGUCCAAAUGCUCCGUUAAUUUUUGAGAGAGGGUUGCGUGGAACCCACAUGCAGCACGCGUAUGACUUCUAUAAACCAGAUAUGGUCUCUGAAUAUCCUGUAGUUGAUGGCAAGCUGUCUAUACAGUGCUACCUCAGUGCAUUAGAUCGCUGCUAUACUGUCUAUCGCAACAAAAUCCACGCCCAGUGGCAAAAGGAGGGGACAGACAGACACUUCACCUUGAAUGACUUUGGAUUCAUGAUCUUUCAUUCUCCCUACUGUAAACUGGUGCAGAAAUCCGUGGCUAGACUCUUGCUGAAUGACUUUCUCAGUGACCAGAACCCAGAAACAGCAAACAGUGUUUUCAGUGGUCUGGAAGCUUUCAGGGAUGUAAAACUUGAAGAUACAUAUUUUGACAGAGAUGUGGAAAAAGCUUUCAUGAAAGCUAGUGUAGAGCUCUUCAAUCAGAAAACCAAAGCUUCAUUACUUGUAUCCAGUCAGAAUGGAAAUAUGUAUACCCCUUCAGUCUAUGGUUGCCUUGCCUCUCUUCUAGCCCAGUACUCCCCAGAGCAGCUUGCAGGACAGAGAAUCAGCGUGUUCUCAUAUGGCUCUGGUUUUGCUGCUACACUGUACUCCAUCAGAGUUACACAGGAUGCCACUCCUGGUUCUGCACUGGACAAAAUAACUGCCAGUCUUUCUGAUCUCAAAGCAAGACUUGACUCAAGAAAAUGUAUUUCACCUGAUGUCUUUGCUGAAAACAUGAAGAUUAGACAGGAAACACAUCAUUUGGCCAACUAUAUUCCCCAGUGUUCGGUAGAAGAUCUCUUUGAGGGAACGUGGUACCUUGUGCGUGUGGAUGAAAAGCACAGGAGAACUUACGCGCGGCGCCCGCUCAUGGGUGAUGGACCUCUGGAGGCAGGAGUUGAAGUUGUCCACCCGGGCGUUGUUCAUGAGCACAUCCCAAGCCCUGCUAAGAAAGUGCCAAGAAUCCCUGCAACAACAGACUCUGAAGGCGUUACUGUUGCCAUUUCCAAUGGGGAGCAUUAAGAUACCUCUGUGAGGUGGGAAUGAAACAGGGUGUGAGGGUAGGGUGAGGAGAGAAGGGAUUGCAGUAAUGCUGAAGUUUCAGUGUACAAUAGUACUGUGUUGGAGCAUGGAAAAACUGUUCAGGCUCCUUGAAAAGAUUUGUCAUAAUAUGGUGUGCUGAUAUUUAUAGUAUUUUCAGAACACUAAAAUCACAAAUAUACUGGAGAUGGAGGGACUUGACAGGGGCUGUGUGGAUUCCUUAACAUGUCUGAUUUUUUUUUCAUUGCUGAGUAGUAGCUGUAGUCUAAUUACGAAGUCUUUGUACAUAG
Molecule: messenger RNA, 1887 nt
Organism: Opisthocomus hoazin
Lineage: Eukaryota; Metazoa; Chordata; Aves; Opisthocomiformes; Opisthocomidae
Source: RefSeq, a predicted model, not a curated record